AUGUCUUCGGACUGGUGGUCCCAAGGAAGCUUGACAAUCGUCGUCACCGUCCUCAUUCUCGUCUUGUCUUCCCUAGUCGUCGCCAGAAAAAUGCUCAUCUCGUCCAAGAACCGCUUCCCCGUCGAGGGUCUCACUGCCAUCGUGACCGGCGGCUCACAAGGCCUCGGACUGGCGAUCGCACAAGAACUCUCCGCCCGGGGCGCCAACGUGGCCAUCGUGGCCCAAAACGUGCCCAAACUCGAAACCGCCGUCAAGACGCUGCAGAGCCGCGCCCAAACGCCGCAGUCACAGCGCUUCCUUCCUCUGUCCUUCGACCUGCGCGUGCCGGAAUCUGCGCCCAAGAUUUUGGAGGAAGUCAAGACGUGGAACAAUGGGGAAGCGCCGGAUUUGAUCUUCUGCUGCGCGGGACACUGCUACCCGUCCUUCUUCGCGGAUGCGCCGGUCCAACAACUCAAGGACCAGAUGGAUACGGUCUACUGGAGCACCGCGUGGAUGGCCCACGCGGCCAUCAACAUGUGGAAAACACCCUCGAGCAAUGAGAAUAAGUCUGUGUCUCAUCCAAGACCAACCCGGCACCUGAUAUUCACAUGCUCCACACUGGCUUUCUUUCCCGUGGCGGGCUACAGUCCAUAUUCGCCCUGCAAAGCGGCCAUGCGUGCCCUGGCCGACGGCUUGAAUCAAGAGGUCGAAGUGUACAAUGGCUCUCGUCAGAGCAACAAUCCGUCCUUGGGCCCCGUUCCCGACACCGACAUGAAAGUCCACAUCCUGUUCCCCAUGGGCAUCAUCUCUCCAGGUCUGGAAAAUGAGAACAAGAUCAAACCGUCCCUGACGCUGCAGCUCGAAAAGGACGACAAGCCCCAGCAACCGGAUGAGAUCGCCAAGAUCCUGCUGAGACGUCUGGGCGCCGGCGACUUCAUGAUCAGCACAAUGUUCCUGGGCCACUUGAUGCGUGGGUGUGGAAUGAGUGGAAGUGUGCGCAUGAACGUGAUGGACGUCUUCUGGAACUGGUUGGGCUCUAUCAUUAUCAUUUUCGUGGCUCCUGAUUUUGUCUCAAAGUGCAGAAGCUGGGGCAAACAGAAGGGCAUGAAUGCCACCACAAAUGCCAGCUAA
Fonsecaea multimorphosa CBS 102226 is the source of this 1110-nucleotide messenger RNA. RefSeq lists its product as uncharacterized. The record is from RefSeq and is a predicted model, not a curated record. The coding region runs from base 1 to 1110 and encodes 369 amino acids. Lineage: Eukaryota; Fungi; Ascomycota; Eurotiomycetes; Chaetothyriales; Herpotrichiellaceae. Gene Ontology annotation, biological process: sphingolipid biosynthetic process. Gene Ontology annotation, cellular component: endoplasmic reticulum membrane. The transcript has a single exon. Gene Ontology annotation, molecular function: 3-dehydrosphinganine reductase activity.